Messenger RNA from Linum trigynum, 1188 nucleotides. The record is from the annotation of a GenBank genome assembly. NCBI's taxonomy places the organism in Eukaryota, Viridiplantae, Streptophyta, Magnoliopsida, Malpighiales, Linaceae.
CUUCAAUGUACUAUGCAAACCAAUGUGAAGAGUUCUUAUUUGAUUUUCUUCCUUGAGGCAUUUGACAUGGGUUAUUCUCCCCAGGACACAUGCACACGGUAAAAGCCAUGCAUUAGAAUUCAUCCAUGUAACUUUGUUUAUUAAACCCUAACGUGUACCCAUAAGAUUCAAGCCUUCUUCACCCAUCAAUUUCACUCAUGUCCCCAGCUCAAUGCAAUUAAUUAAUGGACAAGUCCAAGAAUUGCUAUCCCAACCAUUCAUCAACGUCCCAAAUUCAUGCACAUCUAACCCCAUUUAAACCUCCUACGUUAUUGGAAUCCAAUCCUUCCCAUCGAGCCCUUCAUCUAGUUUUUACGAACACUUCCCAUUAAACAUCAACCAAACUUAUGGAAGCGCUUGUUACCUUGUUCUCGAUCUCGCUCGAGAAUCAUGUGGAAUCGUCGUUGCCGUCCUAAUGCCACUGUCAAUGAAUGGUCUGGAUCACCAUCUCCCUUGACGGUCGCAUCUCUCCCCGUCAUCGCUCCAUCCUGUCAUUGUUUCUCUUCCGGACCUCGUCCUUCCGAUCAUGCUCAAAUCAUCCAGCCAGCCCAUGUACGUGUUCCCUGCUUCUUUAUUGCCUUGAUUCCAAACUCGACAUCAACGAUGAACCUUAUCUGCAAUCGUACUCCGUGGUUUCUCUUCCAUCGACGGCAUCCCAACGACAUAUAUGGGUCGCCUCGUGUCUGCAGCCGCCAGCUUCCGAUAGCCUACUUCUUGAAUUCUAGUUGAUGUUCGACGCCGUUAUGGCCGCCGCCAUAGCCGUUGAAAAGUCCUCCAUAAUCCACCAACCGUAGCUCACAAAGCUCAAUAUUACUUAGCCUGAUAAACUUCGUACUGGAGUCCUCUAGGUCCAUUGAUCCUUGUCACGAACUGCGAACUUCUAGCAUGCUCUGGAGCUUCUACAAUUCCUGAAUGCGGGUGAUGGGGUCAGUCCUAGUCCUAAUUUCGUUAUCAACCAUUGACACAUAAUUACGCACAUGCAAGCCUUGGGUACGUUAUUGAGUACAUUAGUAGAAGUACAUUAUCGUUAACAUAUUCUUACUGAUAGUAUUUCUUACUUAACUUGAAAUGGGAUCCCACUCUCGACUUAACUAGCACAACCGUCCGACCACCAGAUCUUGAUAAUCGUGAUAAACUUGAUAACGUGAU